AUGCCGCAGCGCCACUCGAAGAACAACAACGACCUCGCGUUCUUCACGUACGAUGAGAAACGGAAGCUCGGGUACGGGACCCAGCGGGAGCGGCUGGGCAAGGACUCCAUCAAGCCCUUCGACGUCUGCAGCCUCUGCCUCAAGCCCUUCGUCUCCCCCCUCUGCUGCCCCAAGGGCCACCUCUUCUGCAAGGAGUGCAUCCUCGAAUGCCUUCUCUCCCAGAAAAAGGACAUCCACCGGUAACUUCUCCCCAAAAUCCUCCCUUUCUCUCUCUAUGUGUUCCUCUUUCUCUCUCUAGAGUAAAUUGAUGGGUGGAUGGGAGCAGGAGGCUGGCGGCCUACGCGGCGCAGCAGAAGCAGGAGAGGGAGGAGGAGGAGGAGAAGCUGAUGGAGCAGAGGGCGCGGAGGCUGGACGCCUUCGACCGGCAGAACCAUGGCGCGGUGCCGCACUACGACGGCGGCGGCGCGGCGGCGGAGGGGAAGAGCGGCGGCGGCGGAGGAGGAGGGUUUCAGGGGGCGAACAGUGUAAAGGUGACGUCGUACGAGGAGGAGGCCCUGAGGAACAUGAAGGCUUUCUGGCUGCCGUCGGCGACGCCGGAGGCGGCGGCGAAGGUGGAGGCGCCGUGCACGGCCACCGUGUGCCCGGAGGGGAAAGAGAAGCUGAAGCUCAAGUCAUUGUUCCCCAUCCGCCUGACGGGGCUCGAGGGGGGAACCGAGUACAUCUGCCCGAGCUGCAAGGUGACGCUGACCAACACGCACGCGCUGGUGGCGGUGAGUACCUGCGGGGACGUAUUCUGCAAGAAGUGCGCGGAGGAGUUCGUGGCGGCGGACGGGCUGUGCCUAGCCUGCAACAGGGCGUGCAAGGCGAGGCAUCUCGUGCCGCUUCAGAAGGGCGGCACGGGCUUCUCCGGCCACGACGACCGCCUCGAGGCCACCGAUUUCAAGCACCUCGGCAGCGGCUCUGGCCUCGGCCUCGUUAGGCCCGCCACCAAGACCUGA
This is a messenger RNA of Spirodela intermedia, 998 nucleotides long. The record is from the annotation of a GenBank genome assembly. Lineage: Eukaryota; Viridiplantae; Streptophyta; Magnoliopsida; Alismatales; Araceae.